Messenger RNA from Condylura cristata (star-nosed mole), 893 nucleotides. It is a transcript of the gene EIF3K, whose product is annotated as eukaryotic translation initiation factor 3, subunit K. Gene Ontology annotation, cellular component: cytoplasm; eukaryotic translation initiation factor 3 complex. The transcript has 8 exons. The record is from RefSeq and is a predicted model, not a curated record. Lineage: Eukaryota; Metazoa; Chordata; Mammalia; Eulipotyphla; Talpidae. Gene Ontology annotation, biological process: regulation of translational initiation. Gene Ontology annotation, molecular function: translation initiation factor activity; ribosome binding. The coding region runs from base 201 to 857 and encodes 218 amino acids.
GGAAGAAGUCACGUGACUGUCGGAAACCCGGGUUGCCGCCGCGACAGCCCGCCUCCUUACCGCCUCGCCCGCCCCCUCGGACUGGAGGAAAAACAACUACGUAGGUUCCGUUUCCCCCACCUCUUCCUCUUCCGGUCCUCGCGGGCACCCUCACGACAGGGUCCUCGGCUCCGACCCGGGUUGAGGAGGCGGCGUUAGCCAUGGCGAUGUUCGAGCAGAUGAGAGCCAACGUGGGCAAGUUGCUCAAGGGUAUCGACAGGUACAACCCUGAGAACCUCGCCACCCUGGAGCGCUAUGUGGAGACGCAGGCCAAGGAGAAUGCCUAUGAUCUGGAAGCCAACCUGGCUGUCCUGAAGCUGUACCAGUUCAACCCCGCCUUCUUUCAGACCACGGUCACCGCCCAGAUCCUGCUGAAGGCCCUCACCAACCUGCCCCACACGGACUUCACGCUGUGCAAGUGCAUGAUCGACCAGGCGCAUCAAGAAGAGCGGCCCAUCCGACAGAUUCUCUACCUGGGCGACCUGCUGGAGACCUGCCACUUCCAGGCCUUCUGGCAAGCCCUGGAUGAAAACAUGGACCUCUUGGAAGGCAUAACUGGCUUUGAAGACUCAGUUCGGAAAUUUAUCUGCCACGUGGUGGGCAUCACUUACCAGCAUAUCGACCGCUGGCUGCUGGCGGAGAUGCUCGGGGACCUGACAGACAACCAGCUGAAGGUGUGGAUGAGCAAGUACGGCUGGAGCGUCAACGAGUCGGGCCAGGUCUUCAUCUGCAGCCAGGAGGAGAGCAUCAAGCCCAAAAACAUCGUGGAGAAGAUCGACUUUGACAGUGUGUCCAGCAUCAUGGCCUCCUCCCAGUGACCUUGUGGGCGUUUAAUAAAGAUUUGUGAACUCAGC